CAUAAUUGCGGUUGUCCAGUUCAUCUCUCUCUCUGUCCUCUCCCUUCUCUAAUUCAUCUCUUUCCUGCGUGCGUCCUGAGUCCUGACGAAGCCACACAGAUACAGACACAGACACAGACACAGACACAGAGGUACCCGAAUUGGUGAAAUUGGGAGAUAAUUUUGGACUUGUUUUUGUGUUAUCAGAGCAGCAAUGGACCAUGCUGAGCUCACCACUGAACAGGUUUUGAAAAGGGACAUCCCUUGGGAGACAUACAUGACCACUAAGCUCAUCACUGGAACGUGCCUUCAGCUGUUAAGGCGUUACGAUAAAAGAUCCGAGAGUCACAGAUCACAGUUGCUCGAUGAUGACGGCCCUGCUUAUGUUCAAGUGUUUGUUGGCAUUUUACGUGAUAUUUUCAAGGAAGAAACAGUAGAAUAUGUCCUUGCUUUAAUUGAUGAAAUGCUUGCGGCUAACCCAAAAAGAGCAAGAUUGUUCCAUGAUGGUACUAUUGUCGAUAAAGAUAUUUAUGAGCCUUUCUUGAGGUUGCUUUGGAAGGGUAAUUGGUUCAUACAAGAGAAGAGCUGUAAGAUACUUGCCCUAAUAGUGAGUGCCAGGCCAAAACCCCAAGAUGGCACUGUUGCAAAUGGGGAAGCCUCAAAUUCAAAGAGAAAAAUUACUACUAUUGAUGAUGUGUUGAAAGGAUUGGUGGAAUGGCUUUGUGCACAGCUGAAGAAGCCUUCCCAUCCUAGUCGCGGCAUCCCAACUGCUGUCAAUUGCCUUGCAACCUUAUUAAAGGAACCUGUGGUUAGAUCUUCCUUUGUUCAAUUAGAUGGGGUGAAGUUGCUUGUUCCCUUAAUUUCUCCAGCUUCCACCCAACAAUCCAUUCAGCUUCUUUAUGAAACAUGUCUAUGUAUCUGGCUCCUAUCCUAUUAUGAACCUGCGAUUGAGUACUUGGCCACUUCUAGAACUCUUCCACGACUCAUAGAAGUUGUCAAGAGUUCCACAAAGGAAAAGGUUGUCAGAGUUGUUGUUUUGACCCUGAGGAACUUGCUCUCCAAAGGGACGUUUGGUGCUCAAAUGGUGGACCUUGGACUGCCACAAAUGGUUCAGAGUUUGAAAGCACAAGCAUGGAGUGAUGAGGAUCUUCUGGAGGGAUUAAAUCAACUGGAAGAGGGUCUGAAGGAUAACAUCAAGAAACUGAGUUCUUUUGAUAAGUAUAAGCAAGAAGUCCUCCUUGGCCAUCUUGACUGGUCACCCAUGCACAAGGAUCCAAUAUUCUGGCGCGAGAAUGUUACCAAUUUUGAAGAGAAUGAUUUUCAGAUUCUAAGAGUCUUGAUUACUAUUUUGGACACAUCCAGUGACCCUAGGGCUUUGGCUGUUGCCUGCUUUGAUAUCUCACAGUUUGUCCAGCAGCAUCCGGCUGGAAGAAUCAUAGUGACGGACCUCAAGGCCAAGGAACGUGUGAUGAAACUGAUGAAUCAUGAGAAUGCCGAGGUUACGAAAAAUGCAUUACUAUGUAUACAGAGGCUUUUCCUAGGUGCCAAGUAUGCGAGCUUUUUACAGGCUUAGAUCGUUUCAAUGGUGGAGCAAUGAUGCACCGAAUGAGUCAUAAUCUUAUUGUCCAAAAGUGGUGUUAAUGAAUGGGUGACACUGUCAUAGUAGUGGUUUACAUAUUAUUAUUAUUUCAGUAAUUCAUUUUAUACGACUCUUGGUUAUGAACAGCGUUUGGAAAUUUGAUUUGUUGCUAUGUGUUAGCUGUGGAAUAUUAUUCUUGCUAAUGAGGUAUGGAAUAAAAUAAAAUAUGUAAUCCCAUUGGUAAAAUA
This is a messenger RNA of Prunus dulcis (almond), 1806 nucleotides long. Its product is annotated as V-type proton ATPase subunit H. Gene Ontology annotation, cellular component: vacuolar proton-transporting V-type ATPase, V1 domain. The record is from RefSeq and is a predicted model, not a curated record. Gene Ontology annotation, biological process: proton transmembrane transport. NCBI's taxonomy places the organism in Eukaryota, Viridiplantae, Streptophyta, Magnoliopsida, Rosales, Rosaceae. The transcript is spliced from 12 exons. Gene Ontology annotation, molecular function: proton-transporting ATPase activity, rotational mechanism; protein binding. Bases 194 to 1552 code for a protein of 452 amino acids.